AUGGCCAUGUCAGCUACUGGUUCAUUCUCAACUUUGAUAUCGAAAUUGCUUAUUGAUAUUGAUAUUGAAUCUUAUAAUGAACACACAAAAAAAAUUGCAGCUUGCGCUUUCGAUGGCUGGCAAAAAGUUGCAAACUUAAAGUUUAUUUAUUCAGUAAAAAAUCCUAAUAUAUUAAUAUCGUUUAAAUCCUUUGAUCAUAAAUAUUCAACACGAUGUAAAAGAGGUGGUCAGAGCACAUGGAGAGAAUUUUUGACACUUCCAAAUAUACUUAAGGUAUUUAAUCCAAAAUUACAAGGAUAUGCAGUUAAAGCUUCACUUAAUACUCAAAAAGAAGCACAAUUUAAUGUGGCACAAACUGGUGCUAUGUCCAUGGAUGUUCCACAUAUGACGGAUCUUUUAGUAAAGAGGUUAAAAACUCAUUCACAUAUAAAUUUUAAUGAGGAUUGGAAGAUUACCGAUAAAAUUUGCGAAGCAAAACCAAUAAAGAAAAAGUUCGUAAGGAGCUUUAUCCCUUGCGAGUUUUUUCCUGAGCUUUCAUCGCAGACUUGGAACAAUAUUUAG
This is a messenger RNA of Brassicogethes aeneus, 561 nucleotides long. The record is from the annotation of a GenBank genome assembly. Lineage: Eukaryota; Metazoa; Arthropoda; Insecta; Coleoptera; Nitidulidae.